CCAUGAUGACCCGUCACAGACAGAACAUGUGAUUGUAGUUGAGAUUAACACAUGGAAAAUCAUCUGUGCAUGCUAUUUUAAAAGUGAAUGAGGAAAAAUGAGAAUUGUGCAGCAACUAUUUUUAAUACUUACAGAUCUUAAGAGUGCAACACGACGCCUUCUCCUUUUACCUCUUCCUCGCUUAACAAAGUUGAGUUUGAAUUUUGAGCAGUGGGCCUGAGAGGAUGUGAGUACAGUUUUGUGUUAUCUGGUCUAGGUUUACAUCCCUUUUUACAUCCAAUGAAUUGUUUUGGUUGUACUUUGUGUUUCAAGCACAGUGGGAAGUGAACCUGGAUUUGAAAGUGACAUUUGACAUUUAGUCUUUUAGUUUUUAAACCCAAUAGAUUUGAGUGUUGGACUGCACCUUUAACGCCGCUGCACGCGCCUAGUGGUUGUGUUGGUCCAAUUAGUGUGUAGGUGGAGCACAGGAAGAAACAGACAGGCAGGCACGUUUUUUUUUCAGUUCCUGGACGCGGAGAAAAAACGUGUCAAGUUUUCUUCCAGUUGCACAAAGUAAGUCUCAGCCAGCCGGUCGAUGAAGUCUGAUGGUGCUGGAGGAAGAUUUCCCGAUGAUUGAAGUAUCGAUACCGUCUCUGGAGAGGGAAGUGGAUGAGUCGGGGAAGUCCAGAAAGCUUUUCAGAGUGGAAGUCUUGUUUCACGGGAGGAAACAUUAUGUGCUCAGAAGAAACAGCGAAUUCCAGACUCUCCACAGAAAACUCAGGAAGAUCACCCAGACUCCUGACUUCCCGAGCAAAAGGAACCCCCAUCUGAGGACCAAACCAGCGGAGCAGAGGAGGCAGGAGCUGGAAGACUACAUCCAGGAUAUCAUCUAUCAAGACGAAGACGUGCCGCAGGUUCUGCUGGACUUCCUCCAUGUGAAACACUUUCACACGGGGAUCAAGAAGAGCAGCAUGGAAUCAGUUGAUGAAUUGGACAGUCAGGAUUACAGUUAUCCAUUACCAAAUCAGCCAGUGUUGGGAUUUUUACAGGAUCCUUAUCUCUCUGACUGCACAUCAGAUUUCCCAGAUAUUGUUGUGGAUGGGGUUCUUCAGGGUUUUUAUCCCCGGGACGUCCGGGUCAGCUUCACCGCCCCCAUUCUCACCGAGCCCGACCCCACCACUUCUAUAGAGGCCUAAAAUUAUAAUAAGAUGUAAGAUUCAAUGUUUUAAAAUAGAAUAUACAAUACAGUCAAAUACACAAUGCCAGCAAGAAAGAUAGAUGAAAAAAGCCGUCGGCAUACACUUGCAUGCAUGAUACAGAAGAAAAACAGCCUGAAAUAGGUCACCGUCUCAGGUAGUGCAUCUGAAUCUCAUUGUAUGUAAAUGCAAUGACAAUAAAGGAAUCCUAUCUUA
Messenger RNA from Sander lucioperca (pikeperch), 1391 nucleotides. It is a transcript of the gene snx22, whose product is annotated as sorting nexin 22. The transcript has 7 exons. The record is from RefSeq and is a predicted model, not a curated record. Bases 585 to 1175 code for a protein of 196 amino acids. Lineage: Eukaryota; Metazoa; Chordata; Actinopteri; Perciformes; Percidae. Gene Ontology annotation, molecular function: phosphatidylinositol phosphate binding.